This is a messenger RNA of Botrytis cinerea B05.10, 1301 nucleotides long. RefSeq lists its product as hypothetical. NCBI's taxonomy places the organism in Eukaryota, Fungi, Ascomycota, Leotiomycetes, Helotiales, Sclerotiniaceae. The record is from RefSeq and is a predicted model, not a curated record. The transcript is spliced from 2 exons. Bases 304 to 1245 code for a protein of 313 amino acids.
GGCCAUGCCUGGUCGAAGGACGAUGGCUGAGACGGUCUGAAAUGGCCUUUAUUGUGGUAAGGCUUCAAACAGCUGAUCUGUUGGUAGAUGAAGGCAUAUAUCUGCAUCAUUCCUUGACCAAACCAAUCUCUUCAAAAGUAAUGUUGAAGCUGGUUUCAAGGGAAAACUCGACUUUGUACUAUUCUCCCCAACUUUUCUUUUCUCUGCUUUGCUCAUUUGUGUUAUAUACUUUGAGUUACUGAGUCUAAAAGAAAAUCCAAAAAACACACAACAAUCCACGCAUCCCUCCCAUCUUAUCUCAAGAUGCACGCCCCAGCCAACCUCCUCCGCUACCUUCCUCUCCUCGCCCUUCUCCACCCUCCCGUCUCUGCCCUCACACCCCCAUCUUCCCAAGUUCCGCUCACGUCCCCCGAAAAAUGUCUCUCUUACUCCGCUACCUUCCUAACACCCUACACCUCCGGCGCCCUCGAACCGCAUGCUUCAGCAAAACUCCCUGGUUUCUGCGAAGGAAUCGUUGAGCCCGUCGCCCUCCACCCAAAUAUUGUUGAUGAUUGGGGAUACGUUUACGAUUUUAGUUCCGGGUGUGGAUGUGACGGGGCAGGAGGCGACGGGAGUGAAAGAUUUUGGGUAUAUUUCCCCGCUGAGAUCAACAGUAUUGAGAAAGACAAACAAAAACACACAUUCGAGUCCCCUGGCCGCGCAGACGAGGAACUCAAGAAGAAGAAUCGAAAGAAGAAGUGCCAUGGUAAAAAGGAGAAGACGGAGGAAGAAAUGGAAAUCGAAAUCAUGGAACCGUGGAUUCUGCACGCGGAGGGAUGUGAGGAUAAUAGAGGAGAUGCGGAGAUUAAUGGAGGACUAGGAACGUGCGAGAAUGGGAUUCUGAGAACAUGGCAGAUGGGUGUCAGUAGAGAAGAUUGGAGAGAGAUGAGAAGUGAUGGGGGAAUGGUUUGGAUUGUUGAGGGGUGGGAUAAGUGUGAAGAGCUGGAGGGGCGAUUGGGACAUGCAGAAGAGAGUGAGGAAGAGGAGGAGUUUGAGGUUGAGGUUGAGGUUGAGUUGGAAAUCGAAAAGGAAAUCGAGUAUGAGCUUGAAUUCGAAAUUGAGAUUGUAGAGGAGAGAGUGGAUGAGGAGAACCCCGAGUAUGAGCUUGAAUUCGAAAUUGAACUCGUGGAUACAGCGACAAAAGAAGACGUUGAAGAGGAGCAACAGGAGAAAGUAGAAAUACUAGAUUUCGAACUUAAGAAAUAAGAUAUUACGGAGAGGGGGGGGGCGAAGGAUAAUAACGAUCUUAUCCUGAAAGUACA